AGGGUGUAAUAAGGGGCUGCGAGCAGCAGGGGGCGCCGUUGACAGCGUGGAGUCAGAACAGGGGGCGGAGCUGCCGUGACAGCGGAGGAGAGUGAGCAUCCCGGAUCUCGCCGCCGCCGCUUCCUAGGAAGUGUAUCCUGUGCAGGAUUGGAGUCAGCUGUGUGGGCCGGGAUACGGAUGGCGGCCGUCGCAGCGCCGUGUGGGUCACGAGUCGUGCAGCAGGACUGACACGGGACAAGGAAGUGCCGGGGAGGAGGAGCUGUAGCAGCAGCAGCGCUGUGCCCGUCCUGCACCGUAUUCCUGUGUGUGACCGCUGUCCUGUGAGUACCGGGGGUGUGCACACAGGGGCCCCUCCUGUCACUGCCGGGGCCCCGUCAUCAUUUACAGCUUGUCAUUAAAAAGACUGAUCUUCCUGUCACCAGGUCAUCGUGCUUAUCAAUUCUUUUACUUGUUUGCCUACACCAAUUGUUUUCGAUUCCUGUGACUGCCCUUACUGAGUGUGGUCACAAGGGCAACUCCUGACAGCUGAGGAAGUGAGGCUGUUGUGUGCUCAUCUCCUGGUGGGAUGGAUGAGGAUGGACUGCCUAUAGUUGGAUCUGGCAUAGACCUCACUAAGGUCCCGGCCAUCCAGCAGAAGAGAACGGUGGCGUUCCUCAAUCAGUUUGUGGUGCACACGGUCCAGUUUCUUAAUCGCUUUUCAACAAUUUGUGAAGAGAAACUAUCAGCUCUGUCACUUCGUGUUCAACAAAUUGAAACAACUCUAAAUAUUUUAGAUGCGAAGCUCUCAUCUAUUCCUGGCUUAGAAGAUGUUAAAGUUGAAACACAUUUGUCAAAGAACACUAUUCCCAAUGGAAAUUUGCAGCCACAGACUGAUGCAGAAUCUAUCGCUGUGUCACCUCCAUCAGAAGUCAUACAACAGAAUUCAAUAAAUGAUAUUCACACAUUACAGAAGGAAGAAGUACAAGCAGACAACGUUCCCACUGUCUCUAAAGAUCCAAGAUAUGCCCGAUAUCUAAAGAUGGUCCAAGUGGGGGUUCCUGUAAUGGCAAUCAGAAAUAAAAUGAUAUCCGAAGGGCUUAAUCCUGAUCUUCUAGAGACACCCAAUGCACCAGUCCCAGAUGGGGAACUCGCAGCAGAAGACAGUUCUGACAGCGAAUCAUCUUUCAGUGACUGAAAAGACCUAAAAUCUCCAAUGCGCUCUACAGCUGUAUGCCUUAGAUUGGACUGUAAAGAUUUUCUAUGUAGCACUAUUAACAAUUUUCAUUACUCAGAUGUAUGUGUACAGUGGAUAAAACCACAAAGUAAGUAUAAUAAAAGGCAGGGUUUUCAUA
Messenger RNA from Pseudophryne corroboree (corroboree frog), 1331 nucleotides. It is a transcript of the gene WASHC3, whose product is annotated as WASH complex subunit 3. Bases 566 to 1174 code for a protein of 202 amino acids. NCBI's taxonomy places the organism in Eukaryota, Metazoa, Chordata, Amphibia, Anura, Myobatrachidae. The transcript has 8 exons. Gene Ontology annotation, biological process: actin filament polymerization; exocytosis. Gene Ontology annotation, cellular component: WASH complex. The record is from RefSeq and is a predicted model, not a curated record.